GCGUCAAUACAAAUCGCUGUUUCUUGCUGCCUCUGACCAUGGAUGCAGGCUCGGGCUCGAUGUCACCGGAGAGGAUCAGCCGGCGGGGUGCGCCGGCGUCGCGGCCGCCGCUCCAGGAGGCAGGGUCAAGGCCCUACAUGCCGUCUCUGUGCUCGGCGUCCCGCAACCCUGCCGUCAAGUGCUACGGGGACAGGUUCAUCCCGGUCAGAUCGGCGAUGGACAUGGACAUGGCGCACUACCUUCUGACCGAGCCAAGGAAGGACACGAAGAACGCCGCGACGCCGUCGCCGGCCAAGGAGGCGUACCGCAAACUGCUGGCCGAGAAGCUGUUCAACAACCGCACCAGAAUUCUCGCCUUCCGGAACAAGCCGCCGGAGUCUGAGAACAUCCUCACAGAGCUCCGUGCUGAUGCAGCUUCUAUCCAGGCCAGGCCGGCGAAGAAGCGCCGUUACAUCCCUCAGUCUGCCGAGAGGACUCUGGAUGCACCAGACCUCGUUGAUGAUUACUACCUCAACCUACUGGACUGGGGAAGCAGCAACGUGCUGUCCAUUGCGUUGGGCAACACGAUAUACCUCUGGAAUGCUGCAAAUGGGUCUACGUCUGAGCUCGUUACCUUUGAUGAAGACGAUGGCCCUGUCACUAGUGUUAGCUGGGCUCCUGAUGGCCGCCACAUUGCUGUUGGCCUCAACUCUUCAACUGUCCAGCUCUGGGAUUCCACCUCUAAACGACUGCUGAGGACACUGCAAGGCGUGCAUGAGUCAAGAGUGGGUUCACUGGCAUGGAAUGGCAACAUACUGACCUCUGGUGGUAUGGACGGCAAGAUUGUGAACAAUGAUGUGAGGAUCAGGAACCAUGCUGUGCAGACAUACCGCGGGCACGGCCAGGAGGUGUGUGGACUCAAGUGGUCAGGAUCGGGACAGCAGCUGGCCAGUGGCGGCAACGACAACCUCCUCCACAUAUGGGAUGUGUCUAUGGCAUCCUCUGUACAAUCCGCAGGUCGCACCCAAUGGUUACACAGACUUGAGGACCACUUGGCUGCCGUGAAGGCGCUCGCAUGGUGCCCAUUCCAGAGCAACCUGCUGGCAUCCGGUGGCGGCGGAAGUGACCGGUGCAUCAAGUUUUGGAACACACACACAGGCGCAUGCCUCAACUCUGUCGACACCGGGUCACAAGUGUGCGCUCUACUCUGGAAUAAGAAUGACAGGGAGCUGUUAAGCUCACAUGGAUUCACUCAGAAUCAGCUCACCCUAUGGAAGUACCCUUCAAUGGAUAAGAUGGCUGAACUCACCGGCCAUACUUCCCGUGUCCUUUUCAUGGCCCAGAGCCCUGAUGGUUGCACAGUAGCAUCUGCUGCAGGAGAUGAGACCCUACGUUUUUGGAAUGUAUUUGGGACUCCUGAUGCUCCUAAGGCUGCAGUCAAGGCUUCACACACCGGGAUGUUCAACAGUUACAACCAUAUCAGAUAAGGAGAAAUGACUUAAUUGAUUCCCAUGACUGGUGUGAGGUGAUCUUGACAAAAAGUAGCAGUUUACAUGCAAAAAGUAGUUGCAUCACAAGUUCUUAGGAGACCAUCAGGAGUUCCAGGACCGUUGAUGUGAAUGGAGGGACCAUCAUGAGCUAAUUCCAGAACUGUCGAUAUGGAUGCAGACAAUAAACAAAGCUGUAAAUCAUUAGAGGCGCCAUCAUAAGCUUAUUUUACUUAGAGAAACAUCUGUGUGUACUUCAUUUUGUGUAUUGAAUUGUCUCUGUACUUCAGUUUUCUCGUAUGCUGGUAACUUUGGUUGCUGUUUGC
Molecule: messenger RNA, 1792 nt
Organism: Lolium rigidum
Lineage: Eukaryota; Viridiplantae; Streptophyta; Magnoliopsida; Poales; Poaceae
Product: cell division cycle 20.2, cofactor of APC complex-like
Exons: 7
Coding region: 39-1466 (475 amino acids)
Biological process (GO): positive regulation of anaphase-promoting complex-dependent catabolic process; positive regulation of ubiquitin protein ligase activity; anaphase-promoting complex-dependent catabolic process
Cellular component (GO): anaphase-promoting complex
Molecular function (GO): anaphase-promoting complex binding; protein binding; ubiquitin ligase activator activity
Source: RefSeq, a predicted model, not a curated record